AUGCGCAGCAAAACCCUCUUCCUCGGAGUCCUAGGACUCCUCCUAUCCACCCCCUCCCUAGCCACCGACGUCAAAGACUGCCCCGCCAACAAAAAAACAGACCUCAUGAAAGCCGCCUGCGUAAAACAACUCCAAACCGAAAUCGAAGGCUUCACAGCCUGCACAGCAAUAUGUUCCCGUUUGGAUCCAACGAAACCAUACACCCCAGGAAGUCCGGAUAACUCCUACGUUCCGUCGAAUAAUAUGACCGCCGCGGUGUUCACUUUAGAAGAUUAUAAAGUUGCGGAAGAGGAGUGUGGAUCUCAUGAGGCGAUUGUUAAGGCGUUUGAGGAUACUUGUGGGUGUUAUGCUGAGGGGUAUUGGAAGACUGCUGGGUGUAAGGUUAAACUUGGGAAACCGGCUGUUGGUGGGACUGGGUCUGUUACUAGUACUGCGUUUCCGGCUGAUACUACUACUACUAAGGAGGAGGAACCGGCUUCGACGAGUAGUGCUGCUGUUGAGGAAGAUGAUGAAGCGGAGGGGACUAGUACGACUGUUGAGGAAGUCAUGAGUUCUACUAGCGCUGUUUAUGGCCGGAUUUCGACUUCUUCUUCUAUGGUAGAAGAUGAAAUGGAGAUUACAGAAACAACGACUCAUGCUAUGACUACUACUCACAAAACAUAUAUGACAACCACAGCACAUACGGAGGAGGACGAGGAUAAAUCUAUCCCCACCGAAGCCCCAGAACCUACUGGUAGAAAAUACGGUGACGAAGAGACUUCUUCUUCCGAUGGUACUCCUAUGCCAUCUACUAGGGGUUAUCAAGAUGAUGCCUCGACCAGCACUACGUCUACUAUGGAAGAAACUCAUAAGGCUAUGACGACCACAAAGCCUAUGACUACUACUUCCAUGAUGGAUGACAAGCCUAAGUACGUAGACGAGGAGACUACAACCGACAUGGAGGAAUCAAGUAUGAUGCAUGCUACUACUCAUGUUAAACCCAUGACUACUACUUCCUCCAUGGUAGACGAGAAACCCAAGUACAUAGACGAAGAAACCACAAGCGACACGAUGGAAGAAACAAGCAUGAUGCACACCACCACCACUCACGUAAAACCCACAACCACCAUGAUGGCAGCAACUUCGAAGCAUACCACUACAUCCCACACUGAAAUGGAAGAAUCUUCAUCUCGACCAGUUUAUGGAGAAGUUGAAGAAACAUCAACCGAAGUACACGAAUAUACUACCCCUUCUCAUACUAAAGUUGCGUAUAUUGUGACUUCUAGUUCUAGUGAUGAAACUAUGAUGAUGGAAACUAGUACUAUGAUGAAACCGGUUACUACGCAUCGUGGGUAUUAUAAUGAGGAAACUUCUUCGGAGGGAAUGGAGCAUACGUCGUCGUCGCAUUCUAUGAGUUAUUCUAUGGAGGCUGAUACUACUACUAGUAUCAAGCCUACGAAGGCUUAUUAUCAAGAGAGUUCGGUUGAGGAAACUACUACUGAGGCUCCACGGGGGUAUACUACUCCACCAGCUAAAUAUGAUGACCAGGAGACUUCUACUAGUUCAAUGGCUAUGGAGACUGAGUCUGAACAUCAUUAUAAUAAUCAUACAACGCAUGCGGCUACGAGGGCUCCUGUGGGUUAUAGCACUAUGGAAGAGUCUACUAUGGAGGAGUCGACUAAGAUGCCCAUGAAGUAUACUACUAUGGAGGAGUCGACUAAGACUCCCAUGAAGUAUACUACUAUGGAGGAGUCGACUAAGACACCUAUGAAGUAUACCACCAUGGAGGAAUCUUCAGAGCCAGCGACAAGUUCUACAGCCAUGGAAGAAUCUACUAAGCCGCCUAUGGCUUACACCAGCGCAGCUGAAACCAAAACCGCCAUGCCCUACCAAACUACGUCUUGGGCCAUGACAUCCAAAGAACUUCCUACGACUACUACAAAACCCAGUGCAACAAUGUUGACUAUGGACCUAUGCGCACAUCCCACAGAUCCCUCGGACAGUGGAGACGAGCCAAAGGGCUAUGAACCCCCCACCAGUCUUGACUUUGGAUGUCUUUCCCCCUUGAGCGGUGCUUCCAGAGAUAUACUUUGCCAGGAAGCAUCGAUGACUUCGUCGAAUAAUGGCAAAUGGGGUCAACUCAAUGCAAAACCUCUCAAGGCAUACCAGGAAGGAUAUAGUGCCUGCGGUGAACAAUUACCCCAUAUGCUCAAGAAAAUUUGUAACUGUAUCGAUCCGGAAUAUACUGGUCUUGUUCCAACAGACAAGCCGACAAAUCUGGUACCAGAAACCCUGCCACCGGUAUGUGCUGUCAAACCAUGUCCUAACAAGGAUAAAGUACUGCCAAAGAAUUGUUUGAAGCAUAUCGAGGAAUACUCGAUGGAUCACAAACAAUCGCUAUGCGGUAUGCUAUGUAAUAAGAAAGAAGGUGGGGUUGAUUUGGAUCCUAAGGAUCUGAAGUAUUACUGGACUUUCCAUGAUAGAUGCGGAACACACGAGUCUUUCGUGACUGCCUUGACACAAUCUUGUGGUUGUAUUAUCGAGAACUUUGGCAAUGGUACGACUUGUGUCUAUCCACGCACCGGUCCGAAGGAAGAUACCAGGUCUCUUACGUCCGAGGCUACGACAUACAUGAAGUCUACCACUUCAAUGGUCUACACAUCAAUGCCGGUUUCUUACACUGCUGCUCCAGUCUAUGGUACUCAGGAACCUGACAUGACCACCAGCACUGCCCAACCAUCCACCACCGUCCAGCCUCCCAAGACUUCUAUCCCCGCUCAACCUCCCAAGAAAGCUCACGCUGUGGAAGAGUGUCCCAAAGACUAUGAGGGUAAAGGCGAAUGGCCAUCCGGCAACUGUCUUGACGAGGUAUUCGGUACCAAAGAAGGUCUGGCUAUCGCCGAUAUGAUCUGUAACAACCAAUGUGCCGAUUUCCAACAAACGGAAUGGCCGGCUACACAAAUGGAAAGCUACAAAAAAGCUCUUAUAAAAUGCAAGACCCCCAUGGCGAUUACAGAAGCACUUGCAAAGGGUUGUGGUUGCUUGAAUGACGGUUGGGUCGAUAGAUGUCGACCUCAGUGUCAUCCACCACCUGGGUUUACCACCACUACUAUGAUCAUGAUGCCUCAGACUUCAGCUCAACCUAUGAUGACUACAACUAGCAUGGCUCCUCCUCCUCCCAUGCAAGAUACAACUAUGACGGCUUCAUGGACAACUACAACAUACGUCACCAAACCAUGUAAUGAAUGCCAGCCAACCACCAUCGUAACCAUGGUACCUUGUUCCGAGACAAAACCCUCUACCACAAGUAUGAUGGCCAUUCCCCCCACAGAGACAACUAUCCCAAUAGUCUACUCAGCGGCAGAAACCCCCACAAUCUCCAUCUGGACACCAGAACCAUCCGCCGUCCCCGCUCCAAUAACCUCCCCAACCUCAUGGUCAACAAUAACCUACACCACCACCAAAUGCGGCGGUUGUCCGGAAACCACAGUAACAACCACAGUACCAUGUCCCCAAACCCUAAGCAAAGUCAAAACCGACGCCGCCAACGCCGACCUCUGCACCACCCACAACGAAAUCCCACAUUGUACCGUCCCCCCCGGAAAACUCGAGGGUAAAGCUUACAACUCCAACUGCAACCAAUGGUAUCUUAUCAAAGAAGGCGAUACCUGUCUAGCAGUUGCGGAUAAGAUUCCGGUAGAUAUGGAGCUUCUUAAAGCGUGGAAUGGGAUGCAACCUACGGAUAAUUGUACUUGUACCACUGGACGGUGGCUUUGUGUUUCUUUACUUAAAGGGGAGGAGAGGAAUGAAUCUGUGAGGUAUGCGAAGGGAAGACCGACUUAUUCUGAUUAUGGACCGGAGGCUACGAAUUAUGAUAAUCUUCCGAAACCAUCGCCACGGCCGUAUUUGACGGAGCCGAUUCCGACGGCUGAGGUUACGCCGGUUGCGUAUUCGUAG
This is a messenger RNA of Orbilia oligospora ATCC 24927, 3936 nucleotides long. RefSeq lists its product as uncharacterized. NCBI's taxonomy places the organism in Eukaryota, Fungi, Ascomycota, Orbiliomycetes, Orbiliales, Orbiliaceae. Gene Ontology annotation, biological process: regulation of growth. The transcript has a single exon. Bases 1 to 3936 code for a protein of 1311 amino acids. The record is from RefSeq and is a predicted model, not a curated record.